This is a messenger RNA of Magnolia sinica, 2698 nucleotides long. Its product is annotated as protein KINESIN LIGHT CHAIN-RELATED 1. Gene Ontology annotation, molecular function: protein binding. The transcript has 3 exons. NCBI's taxonomy places the organism in Eukaryota, Viridiplantae, Streptophyta, Magnoliopsida, Magnoliales, Magnoliaceae. Bases 109 to 2124 code for a protein of 671 amino acids. The record is from RefSeq and is a predicted model, not a curated record.
UUUGUACACUCAGCAAAAUAAAAAAUCCAAAUCAAAAUCCCGAAAUCCGAAACCAAAAUUCCAAAAACCCAAACGAAAGAAAAUCUCUCAUUUUCAUCAUCAUCCGCCAUGUUGAUAUUGAGAAGAAGAGCUUCUUUUUCUUCGUCUCUCUUCUCUCUCCUCCUUCGAUCCAAAAACCCUCCUAAAACCCUAUCAACAGACUUCCAUUCGCAAACCCAAAUUCCCAUUCUACUGUCCAACAAAAACCCAAUUCCCCAACAUCACCUCUACACCAAAACCCUUCAAAACCCAUCUCCCGAUCUGACCACCUUUUCCCAAAACGCCCCUCCUAAAACCCUCUCCCUUCGCUUCCAUUCGCAAAUCAGAAUCCCCAUCAAAAUCCCAAAACCCUACACCAAAACCCUUCAAAACCCAUCUCACAAUUUCACAACCCUUUCUCAAAAUGCUCCUCCCCUGUCCUCCCGCCAGCGCAAAAUCAAAGAAAAAGACGACAUUGAAGAAGCUUUCGAAUCGGCCACCACCACCAAUGAAAUCCUCUCCGCCUUCGCUGCCAUGGAAUCUGCCUUCGAUCCCACCGACAAGAAGCUCGGCCUUGCCUGCCUCAAGGUGGGCCAACACCUCGACUCCGAAGGUACGGACCCUAUGCAAGCCCUCUCCUUUGCGAACCGAGCUCUCGAUAUCUUAGAUCGCAAUACAACCAGCGUUGGUAAGGACUCCCUGCCCAUCGCGAUGUCCUUACAUUUGUUGGGUUCUGUCAAUUAUGCCUUGAAACGGUUUAACGAUAGCUUAGCCUACUUAAGCAAAGCAAAUAGGAUCUUGAAUGCCAUGACCGGUGACGGACCAGGUGCUCUUGGCUUCGAUGUCCGGCCCGUGGACCACGCGAUCCAUCUCCAGCUCGCCAACACGAAAAUGGCGAUGGGACGGCGAGAGGAAGCUCUUGUUGAUCUUAGGAAGUGUUUGGAGUUGAAAGAAUUGAUUUUUGAGCCGAACAGUAAGGAAAUGGGGGUUGCUUAUCGGGAUCUGGCGGAGGCUUAUGUUGCCGUUUUGAAUUUCAAGGAUGCGUUGCCUCUCUGUUUGAAGGCGCUGGAGAUACACCGGGCGCUGUUGGGGAGUAAUUCGGUUGAGGUGGCACAUGACCGCCGGGUUCUUGGUGUAAUAUACUCUGGACUGGAGGAGCACCAGAAGGCUUUGGAAGAGAACGAGCUGUCCCAGCGGGUUUUGAAGAGUUGGGGGUUGAAUUCGGAUCUUUUGCAUGCGGAGAUCGAGGCUGCAAAUAUACAGAUUGCGCUGGGGAAGUACGACGAGGCGAUUGAGACGUUGAAGGGAGUCGUGCAGCAGACGGACAAGGAGAGUGAGAUGCGGGCGUUGGUUUUCAUUUCGAUGGCAAAGGCCUUAUGUAAUCAGGAGAAAUUUGCUGACUCAAAGCGGUGCUUGGAGAUAUCAUGCGGGAUCCUCAAUAAGAGGGAGUCAGUGGGCCCUGCGAAGGUGGCCGAGGCAUAUGCGGAGAUAUCGAUGCUGUACGAGACGAUGAAUGAAUUCGAAAUGGCAAUCUCGCUGCUGAAGCGGGCAGUCUCGAUACUGGAAAAGCUACCGCAGGAGCAGCAUGCGGAAGGGAGUGCAUCUGCACGGAUUGGAUGGUUGCUUUUGCUGACAGGGAAGGUCCCGCAGGCGAUCCCUUACUUAGAGAGUGCGGCCGAGAGAUUGACAGAGAGCUUUGGACCGAAGCAUUUCGGGGUGGGGUAUAUCUAUAACAAUUUGGGUGCAGCUUACAUGGAGCUGGAUCGGCCGCAAUCAGCGGCCCAGGUAUUUGCACUUGCCAAGGACAUCAUGGAUGUAUCGCUUGGGCCCCACCACGCCGAUUCAAUCGAGGCGUGUCAGAACCUUGCAAAUGCAUAUGGUGCAAUGGGGAGCUAUGCCCUUGCAAUGGAAUUCCAGCAGCGAGUGAUGGAUGCUUGGGAAAGCCAUGGGCCAAACGCGAAAGACGAGUUCAGGGAAGCUCAUCGACUUUUUGAACAACUGAAGAAAAAGGCUCGGGGGUCAUCAAGUGAGGUUCCUAGAAAGGCUUUGCCAUUGCCCCACUCCAGUGAAGCCUUUUCCACCAAAGCCAGACAUCCCGACGUUUAGGCACACCUUCUGGAUUUGAUCUUGGACCUACGUGCCGAGAUGCCAUGUGUGGUGUACAACUCUACACUCCUGUGCAAUCGGCAGACCUUCCAAAAAGAGAGAUGUUUAACAGUGAGUAAUUUUGGCAAGUUUGUAGAAGUGGAGACAACAGUUGGAAACGGUGGGAUAGGCUGCAUGUGAAGAAAAGCAUUAGUUAGGGAAAUUGUUUUUCCAAAAUUGAUUAAUUAAGUAGCUAUCCAAACAAACUUAGGCUGUGUUUGGAUUCAAGUUGAUAAGCUACUGAUUUGGCUAACAACAGCAAAUCGGUAGCUUAGCAUGCUAUUUAAGAGGUGCUGAACACCUUAAGAUGGCUUAUACACACCCAAAAAAGAAAAAAAAAAAGAAAGAAAGAAAGAAAGAAAAAAGAUUGCUUAUAUAUUGGAGUGGAGAAUGACUGAAGGUGUUCUCAAUCGUCCUCGACAGAAGCCCAUAGCUAAAGGGAAGACCUCUGUUGUUGCAAUCCAACUGCGCCCUCCAUUGCUUCUAUCUUUGUCUUUGCCUCUGUAUCUUCAUCCCUUCAUAUUCUUUCAUGGUU